UGAGCAAUCCACGGAAUGCAUCCUCUGGCAAACGUGUGGAUACUGAUCAACAGCGAAGGAGCAUCUAAAAACACAAAAUCAUCUGUCUUGUGGAUUCAGUUUACCUUAAAACUUAGUGCGGCGCAUGGAUAUGCACUUUGACAGGCUUCAUUGCCAGCUGAGCUGUCGGGUGAAAUGGUUGGUGAGUUGGUCGUACGAUUUCAACGGAUAUAACAGGUUUUUGACAGUGCGUGGGUACAACUGUUUGUUCAAUUCAGCUUUAAGCCAUGUGUGACUAUUGAUUUCUCGAUGGUGAUUGGACGCUGUGAGACCAGUUUCAGUUCUGUUGAGCUGCUUGGUGGGAUGCGUGGAAAAUAAAUUGUGUGUCCCUGUUCAAGGAUUUCACUGGAGAGAUUAGAACUUGUUGAGAAAACUGUUUGGUGGAGUCGUAUUUUCUUGAAUCUAAGCAUGGCGCUUUAUAACUCGAUGGUGCUUUGGCCGUGUUAGAGUUGUUUUCAUUCUCUUUAGCUGCCGGUCUGGUUUGCAUGGAAAGCAAAUUGUCCAUCCAUUUUCAAGGAAUUCGUUGAAAAGAUUGUUGAGAACUUUUAAACAAGUAGUUUUGUGGAUUGAGUUUACCUCAAUUCAUUACGGCGCUAGGCAACUCUUUGGUAAUUGGGCGCUGUGUGACCGGUUCAUAUGUUUUGCCAGGUGAAACGAUUGGAAAAUUAAUCGUCCGUCUGAGGAGUUUGCGGUAUUCUUUGUUAAGGACUGUUAGAAACGUAUGGAUACGACAACUGUUGCCGGAAUAGUAGUAAGCGCCAGUUUGUCCGGGAGAUAUUCAUAUUGAUGUUGACAUCUUAUGGCUAUGUUGAGAGGAGCUGACGUCAGGCUGUCAAUUUCACACUGCCAAUAGAUUCAUCACUGUCACUCUAGACUAGAUUGGCUAAAACAAGUUUCCAUGUUAUAUUUACAGAUAUGAGAAAAGAAUGGGCAGUUACUUGAUAACGCCAUUUUGAAAGCAAACAGAGCUAGCCCCACCUUGAAGAUAGAAACAGAGACAACAUCAGAUACGGUGUGACAAAGACUUCCGAAACAAGUACAUCACGACGUCCACAGAUUACAGAGAGAAAGAGGUUUUACUUGUGCAUCAUUCAAGCAUUCAAGCUUAAAAUUUUACGAUUUGGAAAUAUUUUCAUCUGAAUUGGAAUCUAGGUAGGUGAUAAGACAUAGCUAUCUUACUAAAGAGAAUAUUCAAUUAAAUGGAAGACAAAUGCGUGAAUUAGGAUACGCGUAGUACGUGAAUUAGUCUACUCAGUAUACGUAGAUUAGGAUAUGUAUAUGUGGAUUAGGAUACUCAUGCGUGGAUUGUAGUAUACGUACGUGGGUUAGGAUACGAAUACGUCGACUAGAGUACGUAUACGUAGAUUAGGAUACGCAUACGUGGAGAAGAGUACCCAUACGUUGGUUAGGAUACGUUUUCAAAAGAAUGUAGUGAUAUGUAGUAUAUUGUAGUUGAUUGCAUGGUUUGGAUAGUAAAACUACAAGAAGCCGAUUAGAUUCGAAGUGCUUUCCAAUAAUAUAUUUAGCAUCAUUGAGUCAUCAAGACUUUGCAACUGGAGUGAAAUAAGCUUACAAGGGAAUGUAACGAAGGAAUCGAAUUAAAUGUCUAGUUGGAAAUUCGAUGCCUUAGUGCAGGAAUACUAUAAAUAAUUUCAUCAGGAUUUAGUGAAAAGGCAACAUAAGAAAUAAUGGAUUUCGAAAACGAGACCUGCCUCGGAAAGUUUACAAGGACAGUCCUUGACAACGUCACCUUGGCAACAAUUUUCAAAUUCGAACAUCUGGCCGCCUAUAUUGUGCCGCCAUUUUUUGGUAUCAUAAUUAUCAUAGGAAUUGUGGGAAAUAGCCUCGUUAUUUAUGUCGUGGCCUCAAAUAAGAGCAUGCGCAAUGUGACAAAUAUUCUCAUAACGGGUCUGGCACUCGCUGAUUUGUGCUUUUUAAUCACGUGUAUUUCUAUGCGGACAAUUCCAUACUUCACUUUAAAUUGGCCACUAGGUGACGCCAUGUGUAAAAUUGUGCAGUUUCUAACUUUCGCAUUGGCUUAUAUAAGCAUUUAUAUCCUUGUAUGGAUGUCCAUCAUCCGGUAUCUCGCAAUCUCGUGCCCGUUGGCAUCCAUUAACUUUAGGACCAAUAGAAACGCGUACAUAGUCUUAGCAGUAACCGCGCUUGUUAUUUUCGGUGCGAACGUCCCCGUCCUAGGUAUCUUCCAUGUUGAGCUUUACCACGGCUACGGUGACGAAAGGCUCGUAUGUAUCUCAAACGUCUGCACGAACGAUGAAAGGAAUAUCCUGGCCGUAUUUUUCGUUAUUGGGUACCUCGUCCCCUUGACCCUUAUCUUCGUUUUAUACGGACUUAUACUCAGGACGUUAAUGAAAGCAGGUGAACUAGGGGCGGGGUCGUUGCGCAGUACUACAUCAAAAUGGCGGGCGGCGCGAAUGGUGAUCACGGUAGUUUUAACUUUUAUGCUAUGUUGGCUGCCGGCAGAGAUCUUAUUCAUUAUAGAAUUUCUAGAAAACAGGCCCGUCAGCAUUCAGUGGUUGUUUCUACAAGUCUUUGCUCAGGUGUUCGCCUAUGCGAACAGUUGCAUCAAUCCAAUUUUGUAUGCGUUGUUGUCGGCAAAUUUUCGCAAGGGAUUCCGUAUUGCUCUUUUCCGUACGUGCCGAAUUGGGCGAAAACUCAAAACCUACAACAGUGGAAAGAAUAGCGAGAAGUAUUUCAGGAAAAACUCCUCGACCAGUGCUAUGACGUUAUGAAGGCAGAGGGUUUUAGUAUUUAGAUUAUUGAAAUUGUAGUGGAUGUAAAUAAACAUGAACUGAUAUAUUGGAUUGCAAAAAAAAGGUUUUGAAUGAAAACCAGUUUCAGCGUGCAUUAAUUGCACUGCCCAAAAGGUGUUUUUCGAAGAUUGAUGGUCGGAUUAUAGAAUACAAGUAAUACUUGCCUCUUGACCAAGUCAUUCGAAAGUUCUUUCAGCAGGAUGUGAUAAAACACGGAAUAAGGUAUGAGGUGGUAAAUUAAAGGGCCAUAUAGUCUCGAUCUGUGUUCACCAAUCAUGUUACUGUCAGUUGUUUUAGGGGCUUAAUGGGGCUAUACGUGUGCCACUUUAUCAAAAGAAACACUUCGUAUAGGACGGAGGAUUACAGCAUUCAGUGACAGUGAUCGGCUUACGUGCAGCGCCAUUUGGUAGGUACUGUUACAAAAGGGGCGCAGUUCCUAUUCCUUAAUCAGUUUCAAGUAGUGGCAGUGCCACCUAUAGGCAAUCUACAGUUGAUCUAGCAAGAGGUGAAUAAUACGGCCACAAUGAAUGUCGUCCGUUCUUGAUAUCAAUUACAAUGUAAAUUGCUUGUUCUGCCUUAUGUAUGACCAUGAUACCACUUACUUUCAUUAUGUAUAGGUUAAGGACCAAGAAUAAAAUACAUAUAUAACUGUAGUUCUCAAUCCAUCCGCUAGGACGAUUAAUUAGGUCCAAACA
Lineus longissimus is the source of this 3505-nucleotide messenger RNA. RefSeq names its product allatostatin-A receptor-like. The record is from RefSeq and is a predicted model, not a curated record. Gene Ontology annotation, cellular component: plasma membrane. The transcript is spliced from 2 exons. NCBI's taxonomy places the organism in Eukaryota, Metazoa, Nemertea, Pilidiophora, Heteronemertea, Lineidae. Gene Ontology annotation, biological process: G protein-coupled receptor signaling pathway. Gene Ontology annotation, molecular function: neuropeptide Y receptor activity. The coding region runs from base 1728 to 2789 and encodes 353 amino acids.